Abrus precatorius (Indian licorice) is the source of this 3181-nucleotide messenger RNA. Its product is annotated as heat shock 70 kDa protein 15-like. The transcript is spliced from 9 exons. The coding region runs from base 183 to 2846 and encodes 887 amino acids. Gene Ontology annotation, cellular component: cytosol; nucleus. Gene Ontology annotation, biological process: protein folding. Lineage: Eukaryota; Viridiplantae; Streptophyta; Magnoliopsida; Fabales; Fabaceae. The record is from RefSeq and is a predicted model, not a curated record. Gene Ontology annotation, molecular function: ATP binding; ATP-dependent protein folding chaperone.
UAGCGGCCCCCAGGCAAAGCAAAGCCCUCUUUUAAGUACCGUCUCUUCGUUAGUCCGUUAAUACGCUGCUGCUUUACAAAGGUUUCAGAUUAUUCCAGAAACCCCCAAAACCCUUUCCUCCUCCUCUCUCCCUCUUCGAUCGCUUUACCAGAUAUUCUUUUUGGCUGAGAGAUCAACCAAAGAUGAGCGUGGUUGGGUUUGAUUUUGGUAACGAAAGCUGCAUUGUUGCUGUUGCGAGGCAAAGGGGGAUUGAUGUUGUGCUCAAUGAUGAGUCCAAGCGUGAAACACCUGCAGUUGUAUGCUUUGGUGACAAGCAGCGGUUUCUUGGGACAGCUGGGGCUUCAUCCACUAUGAUGAACCCAAAGAAUUCGAUCUCACAGAUAAAACGGUUAAUUGGUAGACAGUUUUCUGAUCCAGAAUUGCAGCAGGAUCUGAAGUCAUUGCCUUUUGCUGUCACUGAAGGACCAGAUGGAUAUCCAUUGAUUCAUGCACGGUACUUGGGUGAAGCCAAAGCCUUUACACCUACUCAAGUCUGGGGAAUGAUGUUAUCAAACCUUAAGGAAAUAGCCCAGAAAAAUCUGAAUGCAGCUGUUGUCGAUUGCUGCAUUGGAAUUCCAGUUUAUUUUACUGAUCUUCAGAGGAGAGCAGUCUUGGAUGCAGCCACUAUUGCAGGUUUGCACCCACUUCGCUUGAUUCACGAAACAACAGCAACUGCCUUGGCUUAUGGAAUUUACAAGACUGAUCUUCCUGAAAAUGAUCAGCUGAAUGUUGCCUUUGUUGAUGUUGGACAUGCUAGCAUGCAAGUGUGCAUUGCUGGAUUUAAAAAGGGGCAGCUGAAAGUGUUGUCCCAUUCAUAUGAUAGGUCUCUGGGUGGCAGGGACUUUGACGAGGUUCUGUUUAAUCAUUUUGCUGCAAAGUUUAAGGAGGAAUACAAGAUUGAUGUAUUCCAGAAUGCCAGGGCUAGUCUAAGGUUGAGGGCUGCUUGUGAGAAGCUGAAGAAGGUGCUUAGUGCAAACCCAGAGGCACCUCUGAAUAUUGAGUGCUUAAUGGAUGAGAAGGAUGUCAGAGGCUAUAUCAAGCGGGAUGAGUUUGAGCAACUAAGUCUUCCAAUUUUGGAACGAGUAAAGGAGCCGCUGGAGAAGGCACUUGCAGAAGCAGGUCUCACAGUUGAGAAUGUACACACUGUUGAGGUGGUUGGUUCUGGUUCUCGUGUUCCAGCUAUAAACAAAAUAUUGACAGAGUUUUUCAAAAAGGAGCCUAGGAGGACAAUGAAUGCUAGUGAGUGUGUUGCCAGGGGUUGCGCACUGCAGUGUGCAAUUCUUAGUCCAACUUUUAAAGUACGAGAGUUUCAGGUUCAUGAAAGCUUUCCUUUCUCAAUUUCUCUCUCGUGGAAAGGUUCUGGUCCUGAUGUACAGGAAAGUGGACCAGAUAAUAAGCAAAGCACUCUUGUUUUCCCCAAGGGAAAUCCCAUACCAAGUGUUAAGGCACUGACAAUCUACAGGCCAGGAACCUUUUCUAUUGAUGUUCAAUAUGAUGAUGUGAGUGGUUUGCAAACACCUGCAAAGAUCAGCACAUAUACUAUUGGUCCUUUCCAAUCUACAACAAGUGAAAAGGCAAAAAUUAAAGUGAAAGUUCGAUUGAAUCUGCAUGGAAUUGUAUCUGUCGAGUCAGCAACUCUUCUGGAAGAGGAAGAAAUUGAGGUUCCAGUUUCCAAAGAAACAGCUGGGGAAGAUGCCAAGAUGGAAACUGAUGAAGCUCCUGCUGAUGCUGCUGCACCUCCUAGCACCAAUGACGACGAUGUUAAUAUGCAAGAUGCUAAUGCCAAAGCAACUCCUGAUGCCCCUGGAGCUGAAAAUGGCAUCCCUGAGACAGGAGAUAAGCCUGUACAGAUGGAUACUGAUACCAAGGUUGAGCCAAAGAGAAAAGUGAAGAAAAUAAAUGUUCCUGUGGCAGAGUUAGUUUAUGGGACGAUGGCUUCUGUGGAUGUCCAGAAAGCUGUAGAGAAGGAGUUUGAAAUGGCCUUGCAAGAUCGAGUGAUGGAGGAAACAAAAGACAAGAAAAAUGCAGUAGAGGCAUAUGUUUAUGACAUGAGAAACAAGGUGAUGAUUGUCAUGUUUUUCUCAUUAUUUAAGGUGGAGUAUUUGAUUGUCACCGAAACUAAUUACCUGUUGUCAUUUCAGCUUAAUGACAAAUACCACGAGUUUGUCACUGACUCAGAGAGAGAGGCCUUUACUGCAAAACUUCAGGAGGUGGAAGACUGGCUAUAUGAGGAUGGUGAAGAUGAAACUAAAGGUGUAUACAUAGCCAAACUAGAAGAGCUUAAGAAGCAAGGCGAUCCAAUUGAAGAGCGUUACAAAGAAUACAUGGAGAGGGGUACUGUAAUUGAUCAGCUCACCUAUUGUAUAAAUAGUUACAGAGCAGUUGCAAUGUCAAAUGAUCCCAAAUUCGAUCACAUUGACAUCAACGAGAAACAGAAGGUCUUGAAUGAAUGUGUGGAAGCUGAGAACUGGCUUAGAGAGAAGCAGCAGCAACAGGACUCGCUUCCAAAAUACGCCAACCCUGUACUCUUUUCAGCUGACAUAAGAAAGAAAGCUGAAGCUGUUGACAGGUUCUGUAAGCCGAUUAUGACGAAACCAAAACCUCCUCCACCCAAGCCAGCCACUCCAGAAGCACCGGCAACCCCACCAACUCAGGGUGGUGAGCAGCAGCAACAGCAAGAACCACCAACGGAGAAUGCUAAUGCCAGCCCAAAUGAGGAUGCUGGGGAGGGUGGUAAUCCAGUCCCCCCGCCAGCAGCUGCUGAACCGAUGGAGACUGAAAAAUCAGAGAACACAGGCACUGCCUAAUUUUUGUUGAUUUUGCUCUGAAUUUCGCAUGUUCAAUCCAAUAGUCUCUACCUUUUGUAUAACAAUAUGAAUUGUUACUGGGAAAAUAGCUUUGGGUGAGUUGAUUGGGAGUGGCUGCUGGGAUUCUUGUAGAGCCCUCUCUGCUGGAUUGUUACGCAAGUUUUAUUUAAAUACUAUGGUCUUUGGACCCGGGUUUUUUCCUUUCUUUUCAUUUUCAAAUUUACGUUAUCUAGAUUUAGAUUAUUUGUGUACCAUUUCCUACAAGGGGGAAUUACGAUGUUUGUUUUCAUUUACAUUAAGACUCCAAUUUUCCUUUUGCGUGGCAUUAGUUUUUU